AUGGAAGUCACCAGGAGCAAUUUUAAGGAAAAUUUACAGAAAGUUUAUCUAGCGAUUGAGGAGGCAGACUUCUUGGCAAUUGAUGGAGAAUUUUCAGGAAUAAGUGAUGGUCCAUCUGUUAGCACUUUGACAAAUGGUUUUGAUACACCAGAAGAACGGUAUUUGAAGUUGAAAAAGCACUCAAUGGACUUUUUACUAUUUCAGUUUGGUCUAUGCACUUUUAAAUUUGAUAUCACAGAAUCAAAGUACUUAAUGAAAUGCUUCAAUUUUUAUAUUUUCCCAAAGCCUUUCAACAGAAAUUCCCCAGAUAAGAAGUUUGUUUGUCAGAGCUCAAGUAUAGACUUUCUAGCUAACCAGGGUUUUGAUUUUAAUAAAGUUUUUCGUAAUGGAAUUCCGUAUUUAAAUCAAGAAGAGGAAAGACUACAAGAUCAGUAUGAAGACAAACGAUCUCAGUCAAAUGGAGCAAGCACAAUGUCCUAUGUGUCUCCUAAUGCACCAAAAACUCCCGUUAAUGAUGAGCAAAAAGGUUUUAUUGAGAAAAUGGUAGAAAAAGCAGAAGAGUUUUUAAAAGAUGAAAGAAAAAGUUUGGAAAUGGAACCUUGCACCGGAUAUCAGCGGAAACUUAUUUAUCAGACAUUGAACUGGAAAUAUCCACGAGGCAUUCAUGUAGAGAAGCUGGAGUCAGAGAAGAAAGAGAGGUAUAUUGUGAUCAGCAAGGUGGACGAAGAUGAACGGAAGAAGAUUGAGCAGUUAAAACAAGAAAAAGAGCAGGAAGAGUUAAACGAUGCUGUGGGAUUUUCUCGAAUCAUUCACGCAAUCUCAACCUCUGGUAAACUUGUGGUCGGUCACAACAUGCUACUCGAUGUCAUGCACACAAUACAUCAGUUCUUCUGCCAGCUACCGGAUGACUUAAAUGAAUUUAAAGAAGUAACUAACUGCGUCUUCCCAAGGGUGUUGGAUACCAAGUUAAUGGCCAGUACACAACCAUUUAAGGAAAUUAUUUAUAAUACAUCCCUUGCCGAACUGGAAAAGAGAUUAAAAGAGGCUCCUUUCACACCCCCUAAAGUUGACAGUUCAGAUGGGUUCCCAAGUUACAAUACGGCUACAGAACAAUUGCACGAGGCUGGCUACGAUGCCUACAUCACAGGCCUGUGCUUUAUUUCAAUGGCCAACUAUUUAGGUACGUUCCAGCCCCCAAUAAGCCACAUAUCUGAGCGAUCAAAGAUCAUCCGCCCAUUUUUUAACAAGCUGUUUUUAAUGCGGGUCAUGGACAUUCCAUAUCUAAAUUUGGAAGGUCCAGACUUGCAGCCUAAAAGAGACAAUGUUCUUCAUGUUGCUUUUCCAAAAGAGUGGAAGACAAGUGAUCUCUACCAACUCUUCAGUGCCUUCGGUAAUAUUCAGGUAUCGUGGAUAGAUGACAUAUCGGCAUUCGUAUCACUUAGUCAGCCAGAGCAGGUGCAAAUAGCUGUAAAUACCAGCAAGUAUGCUGAAAGCUACCGGAUCCAGACGUAUGCUGAAUAUAUGGAGAAAAAGAAUGAAGAGAACCGAGCGAAGAGAAAAUGGUCAGAUGAUGGGUGGAGGGAUUUGGAAAGGAAGAGGUUAAAAACACAGUACUCCUCAUAUGUUCCACAAAACAGGGACUUUUAUGUAACCAGGUACUUUACCACUUGA
Messenger RNA from Bombina bombina (fire-bellied toad), 1671 nucleotides. RefSeq names its product poly(A)-specific ribonuclease PARN-like. Gene Ontology annotation, molecular function: RNA binding; metal ion binding; poly(A)-specific ribonuclease activity. Gene Ontology annotation, cellular component: nucleus; cytoplasm. The record is from RefSeq and is a predicted model, not a curated record. NCBI's taxonomy places the organism in Eukaryota, Metazoa, Chordata, Amphibia, Anura, Bombinatoridae. Gene Ontology annotation, biological process: nuclear-transcribed mRNA poly(A) tail shortening.